AUGCCUUCAUUUGUUGAAGCUAGAAUAAUUAUAGAUUCAUGUUGUGAGAGCUUCUAUACGUCACUAUUUUUUGACGUUGCGCACGCACACGCGCACCCCCACAAAGUCGCCGAGGACGUCGACUUCAAGUGGGGGAGGGUGUCACGGGCUACCCGUGAUCUACCCAUUAUCCAUGCACUAAAAGUACUUUUUCCGAGAAACCGGAACACCUGCUUGUUGGCAAUUGCGUUCUCACGAAUUGUGAUCCUGUGUGAAUCUCCAUCGCUCACCGUCGUCGUCCGCAACCACCAUAACAUCGACUCCCAUCCGAAGGCGGCGACCGCGGCCAUGUCCGACUACGAAACCCUUCCCCUCGAGAUCCCCACCGACAUACUCUCUCGACUACCCAUCAAAUCUCUUUGCCGACUCAAGUGCGUUUCACCCACAUGGAAAUCCCUAAUCUCUUCCCCGGAUUUCGCCCAAGCCCACCUCAAUCGAACCAAUUCCCAAAACCCUAACACCAGCCUCAAAAUCAUUCUAGUCUCCACCUCUCACGCUCUCUACUCCGUCGAUUUCUCCGACGCAAAUCCUACUGCAAUGAAGCUCGAUUUUCCUUCAGCCGAACAACACUCCGACAAGUGGGUCAAGGUUUUCAGCUCUUCCCACGGUUUGCUCCUGGUUUCCGACAAAAGUAAUUCCAACUUACUCUUGUUGAACCCAUCCACUAGAGAAUGUAGAAAACUGCCCCCGCCUAUUGUGCUCAAUACGGCGCAUCCUGGGUUUUACUUGUUAUAUGGUGUUGGUUACGAUUCGUCUGGGAAAGAUUACAAGGUUGUAAUGUUCUGUAGAUAUACUACUCUUACUGAAUUUGGAGUAACUAGGAAGGUUGAGGUUGUUCUUGUCUAUUCACUGAAAACCGAUGCUUGGGAGAUAAUUCCAGACACCCACUUUACCCCUGCGAACUAUAGCCCUCGGGUUUCGGUUAAUGGGUGUCUCCAUUGCGUUUGUUGGAGGACGGAUGAUUCCCUUUUUAUUGCUGCUUUCGAUUUGUCAGAUAAGACUUUCAGGGAAGUUCCACUACCUGCUUCGUUUCACGGAUCCGAGCUUAGCGAUUGUCAAUUGACGGUUAUUGGGGGUUGUCUCUGUUUGGUAACUCACUUUCAUUAUGCUACUAAUGUUUGGAUGAUGAAGGAGUACAAGGUAAGAGAGUCGUGGAUCAUGUUUACGAUUGAUCGCAGGAUGUCUCCCGGGCGUUUGUGGUGUUCACUUUCGGAGAACGAAUUUUUGUUGAGAAGCGAUGAACACAAACUGGUUGUGUUCAAUUCGGAAAAAGAAACAUUGAGAGACAUGGUUGUUGGUGGCCUUCCGCCUGAGUUUACAUUUGGGGGCACCUAUGUCAAGAACCUCGUCUCUCUUCAUCAUGGAGGAGGGAUUGAGAGGGAAUGAAUGAGAAGCUUCUUCAGCUAGGAGAAAAGGAAUAGACUCACUAUGCAGAGCAAGCUCCAAUCCAGUAUAUUGGAUUGUUGCAGACGUGACCAUGAUGGUUCCUAGAGGGGUAGACGUGGUCCAGUCCAUGUUCUAGCUAGAUAUGCUCUUUGGCACUUGUUCUCCUGGUCCUUUUGAUUUCCACCGGAGCCUCUCUUUUUUCUUUUUUCUUUUUCUUUUUUGUAGCUUUAGUUAAAUUGCUUGGCUUGGAGCUCAGUUAACUGCAGUGAUUGUUAAUUUUUAAGUAAUUCCAUGACCGUUUUGCUUGUUUC
Rhododendron vialii is the source of this 1736-nucleotide messenger RNA. Its product is annotated as F-box protein CPR1-like. The transcript has 3 exons. NCBI's taxonomy places the organism in Eukaryota, Viridiplantae, Streptophyta, Magnoliopsida, Ericales, Ericaceae. The record is from RefSeq and is a predicted model, not a curated record. Gene Ontology annotation, molecular function: protein binding. The coding region runs from base 1 to 1425 and encodes 474 amino acids.